This is a messenger RNA of Ilex paraguariensis (yerba mate), 2748 nucleotides long. The record is from the annotation of a GenBank genome assembly. Lineage: Eukaryota; Viridiplantae; Streptophyta; Magnoliopsida; Aquifoliales; Aquifoliaceae.
CCCAAUAUGGAGCCUCAAAACAACAUUUCAAAUGCUUUUUGUUCAUCGUUGCUUUUAUUUUCAAUGAACUUGCUAUUUCUGCAACAUGUUUCAACUGCCACUCAUCUGGGAAAUGAAACCGAUCGACUGGCCCUGCUCGAAUUCAAGCAUCAAGUGGUCAAUUAUCGCGACGGAACACUGAACUCAUGGAAUGAUUCCCUGCCACACUGUCAAUGGCAAGGUGUUACAUGUAGCUACCGACAUCAAAGAGUCACAGCCUUGAAUCUACGCGGACAUGGCUUGGUUGGAUCCAUAUCUCCCCAUAUAGGGAAUUUGACCUUCCUAAGGUUCAUUGAUCUCAGAAACAACAGUUUCAAUGGUGAAAUUCCCCAAGAAGUUGGUCGCUUGUUCCGCCUGAGACAUCUAAACCUGACAAACAAUGCAAUUGGCGGAGCGAUUCCAGUUAACCUGAGCCGCUGCUCAGAGCUCAGAAUCAUUGAGUUAGCAACUAAUAAUCUCGUCGGAAAAAUUCCCCCGGAGAUGGGCUCUCUGAACAAGCUCGUGACACUUUUUCUUAGAGCGAACAAUUUGACAGGAUCAAUUCCGCAUUCUGUUGGGAACCUUUCAUCCCUGGAACAAAUUACUGUAACAUUCAAUAAUCUGGAGGGAAGUCUACCAAUUCAGCUUGGCCAACUCAAAAGAUUGACUUACUUAAGUAUUGGAGUCAAUCAUUUUUCAGGUAUGGUCCCUCAAACUCUUUACAAUAUCUCAACUAUCACUUCCUUCAGCGUCGGAGAAAAUCUGCUGAAAGGGAGUCUUCCGGCUAACAUAGGUCUCACUCUACCCAGACUGCAAGUACUUGGUAUUGGCGCAAACCAAUUCUCUGGAACAAUCCCAUAUUCAAUCACCAAUGUUUCCGAACUUCAAGUACUUGAUCUUCCUGAAAACAACGUCAAGGGACCAGUUCCAAAUAAUCUAGGAGAUCUCAAAAAUCUUCGCAUUCUAAAUGUUGGAAUUAAUCUUCUGGGUACUAAUACAAGUCAAGACUUGAGCUUUAUUACAUCUUUGACAAACUGCAGCAAUUUACAAAGGCUAGACCUUGAUGGAAAUAACUUUGGAGGAGAAUUACCCAACUCCAUAGGCAAUUUCUCUCAUCAACUCACAGAGCUAGGGCUAGGAAGGAAUCAGAUAUCUGGAAUUAUCCCCCAGGACUCGAAAGACUUGCCAACCUGUACCAUCCCAAGUAAUUUGGGGAAAUUACAAAGGUUGCAACAAUUGCUACUAUAUGGAAACAGAUUAUCAGGACAGAUCCCACCCUCCCUGGGCAACCUCUCUCAAAUGUACUCCCUCUUUUUAGCUAUCAACAGAUUAGAAGGCAAUAUACCUUCGAGUAUUGGGAACUGUCAAAAUUUGCAAAUGCUGGAACUGUCACAAAAUCGCCUUACUGGCAUCAUACCCAAAGAUGUUAUGAGUUUCUCCUCCCUUUCGAAACACCUGAACUUAUCACAAAAUUCAUUGAAUGGUUCCCUACCGCAGGAAGUAGGUAAGCUGAGAAAUAUAAAUACAUUGGACAUCUCGAAUAACAAAUUGUCUGGAGAAAUUCCAGGAACAAUUGGAGAUUGUUCGAGCUUGGAAUACUUAAAUAUGCAAGGAAACCUUUUUGAGGGCACCAUUCCCUUAACUUUGGCUUCUUUGAAAGGUAUUCAACAUCUAGACCUUUCAGGAAAUAACAUGUCCGGAGAAAUUCCCAAAGACCUGGGGAGCCUUCGCUUUUUGCAAUAUCUUAACCUCUCUUUCAAUGAACUUGAGGGCGAGGUACCUACCAAAGGAGUUUUCAAAAACGCAAGCGCAAUAUCAGUGGUUGGGAAUACCAAACUUUGUGGAGGUAUCCUUGAACUGAACCUACCGCCAUGUCCUACCAAUGUAAAGAAGCAUGGAAGACCUAAAGCAUUCAAGAUAGGGAUCAUAGUCGGCAGUGUAGUUCUGUUUUCAAUGCUAAUGAUGUCCUUUGGAGCCCUAUGCUUUUGGAGAAAAGAAAGAACAAGAUUCUCUUCAGGAAAUCUGAUUGGGUCAGGAAGUUUUGGGUCAGUCUACAAGGGAAGCCUGCAGCAGGGGAAGGAAAGGUUAGUAGCAGUAAAGGUACUUGAACUUGAGAAGAGUGGAGCUUCAAAGAGCUUCGCAGCCGAGUGCAGAGCCUUAAGGAACAUACGACAUCGGAAUCUAGUUAAGAUCUUGAGUUACUGUUCCAGCAUUGAUUCCAAAGGUAAUGAAUUUAAAGCACUAGUUUACGAAUUUAUGGAAAAUGGGAGUCUAGAUUCGUGGUUGCAUCCAGAAAUAGUUGAAGUGAAUACAUUGAGGACUCUGAAUCUUCUCCAGAGGCUAAAUAUUGCAAUUGAUGUGUCUUCUGCGUUGCAUUAUCUCCACAACCAUUGUGAAACACCAGUUAUUCAUUGUGAUUUGAAGCCAAGCAACAUUCUUCUAGACAAUGACCUGACUGCUCAUGUCGGUGAUUUCGGAUUAGCAAGGCUCCAUUCAGGAAAGACCAAUGAUAUUUUACAGCAGCAAAAUAGCUCGAUUGGAGUAAAGGGAUCUAUUGGCUAUGCAGCACCAGGUAUGAUUUUGUCAUACUUUGUGCUUGAUUUAGAUCAUCGAUAUGUUUCAUUUAGCUAACCUGUACCUCAUUUAAUAAUAUUCAAGUAUGGAAAACACACAUAUGAACUUGGAAGAUACUAACAUUGCAGCCUAGAAUCAAGCAAAAUAAUUGGUUCU